Messenger RNA from Solanum lycopersicum (tomato), 918 nucleotides. The record is from RefSeq and is a predicted model, not a curated record. NCBI's taxonomy places the organism in Eukaryota, Viridiplantae, Streptophyta, Magnoliopsida, Solanales, Solanaceae.
CAUGGAUUUGAGGCUCUGCCUGUGUCUUUUCAUAAUUGGUUCUAGCUGGGUCUGUGCUGCUAGAGAAUUAGCUGUCCUGAUAACAGAAACUGAAGAUGUUUCAGUAUUGCAGAUUAAUAACCUAAAAGAACUGAGACAAGUUCAACCUCUGGAAGAAGUUAAUGGAAGUGAACAGUUGUGCACAUUGUGUGAAGAAUAUACCGCCAAGGCACUUAAUUACAUGGCUAAUAACAAGACCCAAACAGAGAUCAUUGACCGUCUUCACAAAUCUUGUUCGAAGAUGCGAUUUUACAAGAAGGAGUGCGCCAUACUCGUGGAUUAUUAUGCUCCUCUCUUCUUCUUACAGAUCAACAAAAUGAAACCUGAAAACUUUUGCCAACAGUUUGGCCUUUGUGAACAAGUGGUUAUUAUUUCUCAGGCGCUUUCUGGAAAGAACUGCAAUUUAUGCCACAAACUAGUUACAGAUGUCGAAUCAAAGUUGAAAGAUCCUGACACACAGUUUGAGAUACUUGAGCUGCUCUUGAAGGCAUGUGGAGCUAUCGAACCUUAUACUAAGAAGUGCAAGAAACUGGUGUUUGAAUUUGCGCCAGUGAUUCUCGUAAAUGCUGAACAGUUUCUGGAACAAAAUGACGUAUGUGCUAUUCUUCAUGCUUGUGAGCCUGCAGUAGAUAAAGAGCAAGCAUCAAGGAAGCAAACUUCAUUGCAUUCGGCCUCUUAAGGAAAGUAUAAUGGUACCCAGACUAGGUUGGGAACAUAUUGUUGUGUAUGUAAACAAUUAAAUAACAUCAUAAAAAUUUAUGAAUUAUUGUGUAUAUGUAUAUAGUUUAAUAUGUUGAAUUCUAAACUUUAUUUAUUGUUAUGAACCACAGUUAUUUAUGCAAAUUGUAAAUAAUAUUAAAUGUUAGUACCGUCUAUUUA